AUGCUCGUUCUCAACCACAAGCUCAUCCUCCUCGCCGUUCUGGUGCUCGCUCUCUUCUUGAGCAACGUCGAGUCCGUCGACGCCAAGAAGCAGUGCCGCGUCAAGCACCAGAAGCACCACCACAAACAUCACAAGGCCAACCACCACUCUUCGUCCUCUGUCGCCAGUGGUGCCCAGUCUGGCUCCCAGUCCGAGGCUACCUCCCCCUCCGGCUCGUCGUCCAGCUCGUCGUCGGGCUCCUCCGCUUCGUCUGGCUCCAGCUCCGACUCGGGAUCCGGCUCCUCUGGCUCCAGCUCGAGCUCGAGCUCCGGCUCCUCUUCAUCGUCGGAUUCUAGCUCGGGCUCGUCCUCUUCUUCGUCGUCCUCAUCCUCUUCGUCCUCUUCAUCCUCGUCCGGCACGAUCUCCGGACUCUCUCCUCCUCUCGGCAAGGCGGGUGUCGCUGGCGGCAACUCGCUCAAGUGGACCGCCAAGUCCCUCGGAUGGUACUACGACUGGACCCCCAACCCGGACAACCCGAACCGCGGCGACAUCCUCGCCGUACCCAUGCUCUGGGGUCUGGGCCGUGUCGACCACGACGACGACUGGGCUCGCUUCGACGCCUUUAAGAAGCUCAAGCCUGGCUCCGCCCCCUUCGUCAUGGGCUUCAACGAGCCCGACUUCUCCGGCAGCGGCUCGUCCGGUGUGAUCCCCGUCGCUGAUGCCGCCGCCGCUUGGGAGCAGUGGAUCGCCCCUCACGCCCGCGCCGGCGCCAAGCUCAUCUCGCCCAGCAUGGCCAUGCAGAAGGACGAGACUUGGCUCGCACCUUUUCUCAAGGCCGUCAAGACCCAGCCCGACAUCAUCGCCGUUCACAUCUUCCAGGACAACAUGGACGGCGUCAAGGGCGUCCUCGAUCACUUCGCCCAGUACGGAAAGUUGCUUUGGUACCAAGGACCGUCGCCCAAAUACUGCGACCAGAACAAGGUCGACUCUAUGCUCAAGCAGAUGGUGGAUCUUUUCGAGAGCGACGCUCGUGUGGCUGCAUACUCGGUCUCGGAUGCCAACAACGGCCCGUACGGCGACCUCACUCCCAACCAGGCUGGCCAGAGUCUCAGCCAGACCGGCAAGUCGUACCUCGCCUCGGUCGAGCAGGCGACGGGCAAGAAUCAGCGUCGUGGUCUCGUUCCCGUCCGCAGGUAG
Molecule: messenger RNA, 1176 nt
Organism: Moesziomyces antarcticus
Lineage: Eukaryota; Fungi; Basidiomycota; Ustilaginomycetes; Ustilaginales; Ustilaginaceae
Exons: 2
Coding region: 1-1176 (391 amino acids)
Biological process (GO): fungal-type cell wall polysaccharide metabolic process
Cellular component (GO): fungal-type cell wall
Source: RefSeq, a predicted model, not a curated record